This is a messenger RNA of Aplosporella prunicola CBS 121167, 2010 nucleotides long. RefSeq lists its product as uncharacterized. Bases 1 to 2010 code for a protein of 669 amino acids. The record is from RefSeq and is a predicted model, not a curated record. NCBI's taxonomy places the organism in Eukaryota, Fungi, Ascomycota, Dothideomycetes, Botryosphaeriales, Aplosporellaceae. The transcript has a single exon.
AUGGAUCAUGGAACCUCCCAAUACGAACAUCUCUUGUUUAGCAACUCUAGAGAAGCAGUCGAGAACUCGUUCAGAGAAUCUAUUGAUGUUACUUCCUUCCGCAGCACAUCCACCAGCAAUUCAAUACUUCUCAAUAACCUGAGGCAAUCCCCCCAAAUACCGCUCUUGCCAGACUCCCACAUAAAUCCGGAAGGCCAACAGAGUUCUUCUGAUGGUCCCACAGAUGAACCUUCCGUUACCGGAACAUCACUGUCUUCUCCCACCACAACAGUCCGUCCCAGUCGGCUUCGCAGCUUCCUUUCGUUUUUGAACGACUGGUGGUUUUGGGAACUUAGCGGCAUCAUAAUGGGUUCGAGUUGCAUUGCCGCUGUCAUUGGCAUCCUCAUUCAGACAAACGGCAUGGCUCUUAACAACUGGGCUUAUUCGAUACAACCAAACACCUUAGUCUCUAUAUUCAUGACUAUUACCAAGGCAGCUCUGUUAGUUCCAAUCAGUCAAUCUAUCAGUCAAAUCAAAUGGAUCCACUUCUAUGGAAAACCUCAAAGAAUACUAGAUCUUCAAUCCUUUGAUGAUGCUAGCCGAGGACCUUGGGGAUCGUUGCAAUUCUUGAUAGGAAUGAAGACCCGCAACUUGUUUGCGUCGUGCGGGGCGUUUAUGACUCUGGCAGCUAUGACAUUGGAUCCGUUGGCUCAACAGAUAGUCGCAUAUCCUUCGCGACAGGUCCCUCUCGUCCAUGGAGACGCGUAUGUGAACGCCACACAGAAACUCGACUUUCAAGGAAUUGCCGGUAUUCAAAACUCACUGGAUACUGAAACCCAAGGUGCUGUAUUCCAAAGGACUGCCCUGAACUCUUCCAACCUGUUCCGCUGUACAACCUCACAAUGUCAUUGGGCUGAACCAUUUUCCACUUUGGGUAUCUGCAGCACAUGCCGCGACGUUUUAUCCGAGAAACAAGCAUAUUGCAGUACUGUAUCCGACUCAUACGACUUAACGAAGUAUGCUUGCAAUUAUACGAUUUCCGAACUUUCACUCCCUGUGUUUACCAUCGACAAUGGAACUGAGCGCUACGCGUGGACAAAAAUGCUUACGGCUGUCGAGAGCGACGAAAUUCUCCGAGGCAACAAGUCUAUCAUAAGACCGAAAAGAUGCCUUACGCUUCCCGAAAAAGACUCCCGAUGCUUAACCAGUUUUAUUCACUAUUACUCAGAAUUUGGAAAUUUUGACGAAGUCGUGCUGCGUCGACAAGACUAUACCUAUUCCCCUUUAGCAAAUUACAAUAUCAAAGAAUGUGACAUAUAUUGGUGCGCGCGCGAGUACGAGGAUGCGCGCGUCUCAAAUGGGUCUUUCUCCGCAGUACUAAACACGUCUCAUACUCUCGAAGAAAUCACCAAUCUCAACAGCACCAAAGAGUGGGAAUCAUUUGAUUCACAUGAUGCUUUGUACCUGGACGAGAUCAUGUAUCUACGUCUUCCAGAGGACCUUAAAAGGAACGAAACUUUCGUCAUUGACAUCCGGCAACACAAUGCGCUAGCGCAACUCCUCAGUUCUAUUAUGCGCGUCAACCAGACCGCUAACUACUCGUCGUCGGGCGUUGAACAGUCAGACUACUUCGGUAUUAUGAUUGUAAAUGACAAUAUUACGCGUUUCAUCGAAGAGAUUGCAGAAAGUCUGAGCAACCGCAUUCGCUAUGCCGACUCUUCCUACCGCGUCCAUGGUACCGCGUUCCGAGACGAGACAUAUAUCUCUGUGCGUUGGAAGUGGGCUGCCCUGCCGCCGGCUCUGCUGCUUCUUACGGCGUUCUACCUUGCGUGCGCCGUGCUACAGAAUGCGAAACGCGGGACGGCGCUGUGGAAGUCGUCGAGUUUGGCGCUGUUGUUCCAUGAGUUGGAAGGGUGGCAGAAGAAUGAGUUGGCGGUUAAAGACAUGGAAGACUUGCAACACGCGGUUGCCGAUAUACGGGCGCAGGUUGGAGAUGAGAGUGGCGGGCUGAAGUUUGUGCGGUGUUGCUGA